Saccoglossus kowalevskii is the source of this 2958-nucleotide messenger RNA. Its product is annotated as VPS9 domain-containing protein 1-like. Gene Ontology annotation, molecular function: small GTPase binding; guanyl-nucleotide exchange factor activity. Gene Ontology annotation, biological process: vesicle-mediated transport. The record is from RefSeq and is a predicted model, not a curated record. Gene Ontology annotation, cellular component: endocytic vesicle; cytosol. Lineage: Eukaryota; Metazoa; Hemichordata; Enteropneusta; Harrimaniidae.
CUCCGUAAUACCCUGGUAGUCGUUAUGGAUUGAAUCUAUUGCCACGUUAAAAUUAUUGCCUGUAGUAGUAUUUAAUAACAAAAAUGGAUUCUAGACGUCCGCCCGACACUCAUUUACAGUAUGUGAUGAAAGAAGUUGGACGGGCUUUGAUGUUAGACUCGCAAAACAAAAAUAAGGAAGCCUAUUGUCAGUAUCUAGCUUGCAUUAAAACAAUUUCUCAGUCAUUAAGUGAGGAUGCCCAAAACAAUGAUUGUGAGAAUCUCAGCAGUGCAAGCACUCAGAGAAUGUUUAAGUUGGCAGAACAGUGUAUCGAAAGAGUGAAAUCAGUGGCAGAUAAAAUAGUGGAUGGAUCAUCAAAUGGUCAAGACCAGACACCAAACGAGGAAGAUAGAUCACCUCCAUUAAACUGUGGUGAAACAAAUCCUCCACCUUAUACACCACUACCUUCAUUAUCAUCAUCAGCAGCCGCAGCCGCAGCAUCAUCCCAGUCUUCCAGAGAUCAGCAGUCAACUUAUCCUUUACAUCCAUCAGGGUCAUCAGUACCUCCUUCUCAGCCACAAGAACUCAAAGGUGUUGACCAAGACUCCCCGCCUGAUUAUCAAGAGACAAAUACACUUGAUUUAAUUUCAAUGCUUCCCAAUGUUCCGGGUUCAGAGACAGUCACUCAAAGCUUGCCAUUUAUGCCAAUGAAUGUUGACCAACAUAGUGAGGCACCAUCAAUAAAUGCAGCACAGGGCCAAUCACUGAGUUCCUCAAUUGGUGGUAUCAGUGGAAAUGUUAUGUUGUCAUAUCACACUUCUUUACAAGCUCAGCAGAAUGCAAAUAGAAGAUCAACUGACCCUGUGGUUGUUCCUUUGAGAGAAAGGAUGAAAACUAUGAGUCCACUUGAGAAGGCCUACUUUGAAAAUCAUCAGUUGAUUGCAGCAUACAAAGCCAGGAUGAAUAGAUUAUACAUAAAGUCAUCACAAGAUAAAACAACAGUGAAUUUAACUCUACAGAGAAGAUUGAUGGAAAACAUGGCUAUUGCCAGAGCAAGACAGGAAGCUUUACAAAAGAAAAUUGCUGAAAGGCAAGCACGUCUUCAGGAGGAAGCCGCUCUCAAGUUUACAUCUUCAUUGACAGCCCCCACGCCUGAGGAAGUAGAGAGAAGACAAGUAUAUGCAAAUGUUAUGGAAUUUGAGCAUUCCAAUGUCUGGUUGAAUGAAUGGAGAAUAAAAUUGAAAUGUUCUCCAGGCAGUCCGAAUCUCAUUAAUGAACUUGUCAACCAAAUAGUGAGCUGCAAAGAACACCCCAUCAGUCAACUACUUCAAAAAUAUCAGUACAAUAUUUACAAGAAGCUUUACACAAUUGUUCAACAUAAUAUGCACGAGUUGGAAGCAGUGAAAAUCCCAUACCCGGGGAUUGAACCCAUUGAUUUCUCAGUGACAGAAACUGAAGAUAGUCCUGAUCAUAUUGAGGAGAUUCAGAUAAAAGAGAGAUUGAUUCAGGAGACUCUGGAUGAGAUGAAAUCACCGGAAGGUAGAGAGACUAUUAGUAGUAUGCAUGUAGAUAUGGAGGGCAUCAUUGAGCAGUUGAAAAUGGCGGAGAUAGAUAGAGAUAACACUGGUGGGAGUCGUAUUGUUUCACCUGAUGAGACUGCAACUAAGGAUGGGGAUGGUGUUUUUCCUGGUGUCGAUGAGAAUCAUGAUCAGGAUGAAGAUCACAAUGAUAACCACGGCAAUGGUGAGGAUAAUUCUUGCAUGACAAUGGAGGGAGUUAUUAAAUCACUGCAUGGUGAUUUAGAGGAGGCUGUGAGCAGUGGAAGCAAGAUUAUGAAGCAGUUAUCAGAGCAAGAUGAUGUGGAUGUGAAAGAGGAUGUUGAUGAUGCUGUGUCAUUAAAUGAUGUGAAUAAGGAUAGCAAAUGUGAGGAAAAAAAUCCUGGAUCAAAGCAAAAUGAAAUAGUGACUAUUGCUGAUUCUAAGACUGCAGUUACAGACGGUGAUUGUGUAGGAGGUUUAGUCAGUGAAAAAGAUGAGAAAAGGACAGCAGGAAUUUUGAAAGAUGAACAAAGUUCAGAAAUUGGAAUAAAGGAAAAUUCAAUUGUUGACAAACCACAAGAUGUAAAAGCCAGUCUUGAAUCAAAGCCUGAGACUUCAAAUAUAACUUGUGUGGAACGGAAAAAGUCAAGUGAUUCCGCUUCAAGUAGCGAUGAACUCACUGAUGACUUCUCAGAUGAAUUGGAUGUUGAGGGGAAAAUUCAUAAAAUGCAUAGUGCUGCUUUGAAAAGGCAUUUGAAAGAUGUUACUAAAGAUGUCCAUAAGUAUCUGGAUAAACUUCAGACAAUGUUUAUGAUUAUUUACGAAGAUCUUAACACUCCAGUGGGUAAAGACCAGUGUAUAGCAUCUGUUGAGAAACCCUUCUUUCAGCCAGUCUGGCCAUAUUUACUCACACUUUUCAGGCUAGUCAAUUUUGAUAAAGAACAACUUGCUGCUGCCACUAUGACAAGGUAUAUAAACGCUUCUCCAAGGCAUGUCGGUGUACGAAAAAAACUGUGUCUAUUAGAUUCUACUGAACUUGUACUCUUAGAUGAUAGCUUCUAUCCUUACAAAUCAGCUGUAUCAGAGAUUAAAAAGAUUUUAAGUUACCAGUCGCCAUUGGAUAAACUUGAAUGUAUAGUUAAUACUUCACGUGCAAUAUGUAACUGUGUUGAAGAUUACUUUGAGAUGCUGGGUAAACCAAGACAUGGACCAGACUCAGCUAUAGGAUGUGAUGAUCUUUUACCUAUUUUCAGUUUUGUAAUUAUCAAGUCUCAGUCACCACAGUUGGUAUCAGAGUGUAGUGCAAUGGAAGAAUUCAUACACGAAGGGUAUUUAUUCGGAGAAGAGGGUUACUGUCUAACUACAUUGCUGACAGCACUCAGUUAUAUAUGCAAAUUAGAAGAACAGAAUGAAACGUAAUACCUAAUGACUGUUUCAUGGC